UCACCACCACUACCACCACCACCAACAACAACAGCAACAAUAACAUUGCUAGCACCAUAUACUGCCACCUUAUCUCUUUUCUAGCCCUUAGCAUGCGUCCCCACGCCGUCGUCUAGUUCCCCUUGAUGUUUUCUAUCGAGAUGAUGCUCACAGCCAAGCAGCCAGUCCAACACGGGUACCGGCCUGUCCAUGAUCUACCGACGCCGCCUCGAUCCUCGCCCCCCUUGAGUGUUCAGGACUCUUUGCAGAAGUCAUUUGUGGCUCUCCCGCAGAAGCAGAGCCCAUCAACCAAGCCCAUGUCAGCACCUCAUCGUGGCCUGCCUCUUCCGGCAGCCAUGACAUUAGCUCAACCGCCGCCGCCGCCACCGGCUCCUGGUCCACCUCACCCACCAGCUCCAGGACCGCCUUUACAUUCUCAAGGAGUGCCAGCUCCUUCUCCGCACAGUCAGGCGCUCGGUGCGCUACCAGCGCCUCCUCAGCAUCAGGGCUCCGAGGAAGCAAUGAGGAGCUGGUUGAUAGCUAAAACUGAAGAAGAGAAAAGAAAGCAAGAAGAAGAAAAGACGCGACAGGAAACUUUACGUCUAGAACAGAGGAAAUUGGAAUACGACAUGCUCCGAACGUCUUUGGAUCGGGGUAUACCACCACCAAUGAUACCUAUUGUGUUCGCGGGAAUGAGCAGCGGGACGCUAUCGCAAGCCGCCCUCGAAUGGGCGCAACAGUAUUUGAUGCCGCAGCAGGCGCACGCAGCGCAGAUUAUGCCAGUCCAAGGGGCUUUAUCACCAGAGGCCCGAAGAGAGUCUCAACAGUACGGGGGGCAACAAUAUGGUGUCCCGUCUACGCCAGGAUCCGUAGCAGGCGCCCAGGCGAGCUUCGUGCCCUAUCAGGGGCCUAGCUCACCAAGGCAUAGAGCACACACAUUGAGCAUGGGCGGAGCUGUAGGAAGGCCUCUAGGAAGUUCGGCACUUCCCCGGUUGAGUACGGGAGAAGGAGCUUCUGGACCGGCUGGCAUUCCUCAUCCGGCACAUGCGCUCGCGCAGCAGCAACAACCGCAACAAGAUACCCAGUCGCCAUCGAUAUAUUUCCACCAUUGGCAACCCCCGAACACCCAAGGAGGCUCUAAUCAGCCAGGAACGCCUUCUGUAGAAUCGCCUAAGAAACGAAAAGCGACGGGUCCCCAGCAAGCGCCGCCUCCGCCGAGCCAAGCGCGGUUUAGAUCUCCGCCUUUCGGUCAGCACAGUGGAUCAUCAGCAUUAUCAAAUCCACCUCCCGGUCGACGGCGAGGACAUUCGCGGCAGAGAAGCGACGUCUCGGCAUAUCGGUCUACGGGACGGGGUCGAAUCGAACCUUUUGGUCCGCAUCGGGGACUUUCCCCAGGCCUCGGUCCGUCAAGGGAAACCGGAGUAGGCGAGGUGUCACAGUCAUCUAGGAGCGGUGCUCACUCGGUUUCGUCGUUAUUGGCAGACCAGCCAUCACCACGAUACGCGUCAGAAAUGAGACCGCAUCAGAGCGAGGGUGAGCGACGAAAUUCCCCGGCGACGUCGGAUGAGAGGUCGCGUGGUGGAGCGACAGGGGUAGGAUCAGGAGGAGCCGGACGAGAAAAUGAUUAAGGGACAUACGUGUGAUGGCUGUUGAAAGUCCGUCCGCAUUUCAGCCUCUGGGGUGGGUUUCUAAGGACCGCGGGUUUUUUUUUUCUUUUUCUUUACCAAUCUUUUGGAAGUGAGCCCCUCUCUCACGACAAUAUCGAUUUGUUGCUCAAAAUCACGAUCGUGGACAUUUCUUAGUGCGCUAUGAUUUAACCAGCAAGAGGGGGCUAAUUUGCUUCCCCAAAGUAGCCAUUCAAAUUUCGGCUGGGCCAAAGAAGAAAAAAAAGCGAUAUUACGAACGGGCCACACGAAAAAAACAGCACAACCUAGGAUGAGAUGUGGCUUGGCAACGAUUUUUUUUCAUCC
This is a messenger RNA of Daldinia caldariorum, 1949 nucleotides long. RefSeq lists its product as uncharacterized. The transcript is spliced from 2 exons. Bases 126 to 1607 code for a protein of 493 amino acids. The record is from RefSeq and is a predicted model, not a curated record. Lineage: Eukaryota; Fungi; Ascomycota; Sordariomycetes; Xylariales; Hypoxylaceae.